This is a messenger RNA of Clupea harengus (Atlantic herring), 2060 nucleotides long. It is a transcript of the gene tagln3a, whose product is annotated as transgelin 3a. Gene Ontology annotation, cellular component: actin cytoskeleton. Lineage: Eukaryota; Metazoa; Chordata; Actinopteri; Clupeiformes; Clupeidae. Gene Ontology annotation, biological process: actin filament organization. The record is from RefSeq and is a predicted model, not a curated record. Gene Ontology annotation, molecular function: actin filament binding.
GAGGGAGUUUGUGUGUGUUUAUGUGUGCGUGUGUGUGUGCGUGUGUCUGUGUGAACAGACGGUAGAGGACCACUGGGGGUGUGGAUGCAAGAGAGCGACAGAGCAGCAGCAUCCAUCUUUGCCCGUACUGUAGGCUAAGUACCCCACCACAAAUUAGCUUUGCUUCCGCGACAUCUUACCAAAUCUAAACUUACGAAUUAAUUGUAUGAUCGUUGGCGUAAGUACCAUAAUUACUGGACAGUCUACGCAGGAUUUAUUUACGUGGAUUUGUUUAUGUUUGCGUUGAAACCCUGUCUUGGAGUCGUUUAUAAAUAAACGUCAGCGUCAUGUCUAACCGAGGGCCCAGCUAUGGUCUCAGUCGUGAAGUCCAGCAGAAGAUCGACCAGAAGUACGACCCGGAGCUCGAGACCCGGCUGGUGGACUGGAUCAUCAGUCAGCUGACCAAUGGGAGCGCGGCGUCCGGGGUGGAGAAACCAUCGCCAGGGAAACAGAGUUUUCAGGAGUGGCUGAUGGAUGGCACCAUCCUGUGUCGUCUCAUCAACAGUCUCUACCCCCCGGAGACCCCGCCUGUCCGCAGGAUCACUCAGACCAAGAUGGCGUUCGGUCAGAUGGAGAAGAUCUCUCUCUUCCUCAACGCCUCGGAGACCUACGGGGUCAGCCGCAACGACAUCUUCCAGACCGUGGACCUCUGGGAAGGGAAGGACAUGGCAGCCGUUCAGCGGACUCUGGUGGCGUUGGGCAGUGAGGCUGUGACUAAGGAUGAUGGAUACUUUCAUGGCAACAGAGACUGGUUCCACAGGAAGCCGAAGGGAAAUAGGCGGAGCUUCACUGAGGAGCAGCUGCGCCAUGGGCGGAGCUACAUUGGCCAGCAGAUGGGGGGGCAUCGGGGGGCGUCACAGGCGGGCAUGACCAGUUACGGCACCCCACGCCAGAUCAUGUAGAGGGGUCUGAGGAUGGAACACGGGAACAGAGAUGAACAGAGAUGAACAACAUGUCUAGUGUUGCCAUGCCAACAUGCCUAGUGGUUUAGCAGCUGUGAUGCACACGGAGUUAUAUUGAGCUCAGCUUCAGUUUCACUUUUUAUUGAGGAAAUGAUGACCUAUAUUUAUACUUUUCUUUAUAUUUCAAACAUUAUUUCCAUGUCCUGGAAUUUUUUUUUCUAUUUUAUGUAUUUUAGUAGGAUCAUAUGUUUUUAUUUUGAUUGUUUGAUUCAAUAAUUGAUUUUCAUUUCUUGUGACACUAAUUCAGGGAUGUUAAAGUAUCUAUUUAUGGAAUGAUGUCACAUAUAAAGGUUACUGAUGUCACGAUGAUGCUCUGUUGCCAAAUUUGCCAUAAAAGUGUCUUGGCAGCAACAGCAAUCUAAAAAUCACUGUUUAAUCUGUUUGUUUUAGUAGAGUAUGGUUUAAUCAGGUUUAAUCUGAAUGUGUGUGUGCGUGCGUGCGUUUGUGUGUGUUUGCUUGAACAAGUGUUGCAUGAUAACAAAUCUCCAACGUGUGUGUGUGUGUGUGUGUUUGCUUGAACUAGUGCUGCAUGAUGAUCAAUCUCCAACAUGUGUGUGUGUGUGUGUGUGUGGGUGUGUGUUUGCUUGAACAAGUGAUGCAUGAUGAUCAAUCUCCAACGUGUGUGUGUGUGUGUGUGUGUGUGUGUGUGUGUGUGUGUGUGUGUGUGUGUGUGAGAGAGUGUGCCUGUGUGUGUGUUUGCUUGAACUAGUGUUGCAUGAUGACCAAUCUCCAACAUGUGGCCAUUAAGGCUGAUGACCCUAUAAAGAAACCUCUCAAAGAUACUGUGACUCUCAUCACAAAUAAGCUGCAUUAUUGACGAGACAAUCUGAACUGUAUGCACAAUCCAAAUUAUAUAGUAUAUAUAUAAGCCAAACAUGAAGUAUUGCGAGUUCUAUAAGUAUUACUAAGAAAUAAGAACUUCAAAGCUGGUAUCAUUAUUUGUGUUCAUUUGAAUUUUAGACUGAAAUGAUAAGAUGGCGUUGCUGUGGAAAGGGUUUUUGUAAGAGUAUACACAUGUACUAUCCACCAUGAAGAAGCAAUAAAGUUUGUUUAACACGA